GUUAGGCACAUGCGUGGCAGCACUGGUACUUAGAAAGCCUCCGUGUGCAGCUGUCGGAUGGAUUGGGGAUUUGUCAAUGUUGAGCCUCCUCCUGACGUGCACGCUGGUCCCGGUCCCAGAAAGACCACCCGACUGGAGUGGCCCAGCGCAGUGGAGGCCGGGACACUACAUCGCUUGGGAGCAGCUGUCUGCUCGACUUUCCGCGCCGUUCUUGUGCACCUUCCUCUACUAUACUUCCAAUGGAAACUCGCUGUUGGCUCGCAUCCUUUCGCAGAAGAUCCUGGUCAGGCUGGGCCGGUACACUUUGGAGGUCUACUUGCUGCAGACGGCUGUGCAUGACCUCUUUCUUUGGAUUCGGGCACCUGGUGCAGGAGGUCUUUGGCCUGGUCUGCCGUGGACACCGCAGGUCUUCCUGCUUUACCUGUGUGUCCUCUGGCUACUAUGCGCGGCUUUUGCUGAGACUGUUGCAGAACCGCUCACCAGCAAAGUGAAGACUUUCAGCGCUCACUGGGUCGGGAGAAGUGUGUCGCAAUGUUGUGAGGAACGCAGACAGCAGUAUCAACAAGUAGAUCCCGGCUGUGGUUGA
This is a messenger RNA of Symbiodinium necroappetens, 586 nucleotides long. The record is from the annotation of a GenBank genome assembly. Lineage: Eukaryota; Dinophyceae; Suessiales; Symbiodiniaceae.